AUGAACGAUAUGAACGAAUCACAUGAACGGCCGAGACAACACGAAGCCGGCGGAAAGUACGGCCAGGGAGUGAUCGUGCGCCGUUACAAAAUCGUACAGCCAGUAAUUGUGCGCGUCGAGGUGACGGCCAGCCACCGGGGGUACUUCGAGUUCAGGCUGUGUCCGAACAAUGCACCCAAGCAGGUGGCCAGCCAGUCGUGUCUGGACAAGUACGUUUUGCGGAGGGUUAAGACCAAGGACACUAUUGAAGCGUUCCACGAAACUCGAUUCUAUCCAGGCACCGAGAACAAGGUGUACAAAAUGUGGUACCAGCUCCCCGAUGGGUUAACGUGUAGUCAGUGCGUUUUGCAGUGGAAGUACACGACGGGCAACAAUUGGGGCGAGUGUGGUAACGGCACCAGUGCGGUGGGCUGUGGGCCGCAAGAGGAGUACAGGGCAUGUGCUGACAUAUCUGUGUCAGACAGGGAUGGCACAUACGAUACGUCACCAUACCCAACACCGCAGUAACAGAUCCAGAAGUCAAUUAAGGGGGGGGGGCGGAUUUUCAAAAAUUAAAUACCUUUUUUUCUGUUUAAUCUGUAAUUUAUUGGAGGCUAAUAUUUGCAUUAUUUUAUCUAUACAACUAAAUAAAUCUGAAAUGAAUAAGCUCAAUUA
Acyrthosiphon pisum (pea aphid) is the source of this 654-nucleotide messenger RNA. RefSeq lists its product as uncharacterized. The coding region runs from base 1 to 507 and encodes 168 amino acids. Lineage: Eukaryota; Metazoa; Arthropoda; Insecta; Hemiptera; Aphididae. The record is from RefSeq and is a predicted model, not a curated record. The transcript has 2 exons.